AUGCUUCUAUCCGAAUUUCCUCAAGAAUUAAUCAGCAAUAUCCCACCCUUUCUUGCUCUAAAAGACAAAGGAUCUUGCUCUCUUGUAUGCAAAACAUGGCGCAUACCGUUUCAGGAGUCCAUGCACUCUGACUUGAUCAUUUGCAACAAAUACCAAUUACACGAGAUGUUUGAAAUACCCAAGGGAAAUGAAACACCAAAACAAGAUACUAGUCACCUUUUACGAUUCCUAACCUUGCGCCAAAACAUGGACCUAUCCGACGAGCAACUUUAUACCCUACAAUAUAAAUUUCAGAAUAUCAAGUAUCUUCAUGUCGGAGCAGAUAGUCUGAGCUCCGUAAAUUUUGGAAUCACUGCAGAUUGGUACCUUUGGAGAUUAUUGAGGGAACUAUCUAUAAAUCUGGGUGACGAACGAAUACCAGACGCCGAGAACGCAUACCUUGAAAUUAUUUUACGUUUACCUCUGCUGACAUAUUUGAAGAUUGUUCGCGGACCUUUGGAUCCCACACGGUUAACAUUCACUUUAAACGACCUCGAAACAAUACAUACACAUUUAUUACAUCUCAAUCGUCUGGAACUAAGCUCAGAUUUAUUACCUCUUUCUGAAACCGAUCUUACCCGUAUAACCAAAAUAUCACCAGCUAAUAAGAUGACUUUAUUCGGCAUAAACACUAAAAGCACAGAUCACAGGUGGCUGUGCUAUUUUGCCCGCAAAUACCCUAAUAUACGUACCCUCAAUUUCUCAACAUCCAACUGCGAACCCGAACUCGAGAGACAAAGGGACAGCAUAAUAACUUUAUUCAAACACGUGUCCCACCCUUUCCAGCAUCUGAAAACCGUAAACAUUGGAAACUACAAUUGCCCACGUAAAGAAUACCUACUUUUUUGGGACAUGAUAGCGCCCUGUCAGAUACCGUUAAAGAACAUAUCCCUUAUCGCACGCAAAUUAUCCAACACCUCGUACUCAUCCGAAGAGCUUGAAGGUUUGAGCAUCGACAUUAUGAAACUAUGCUUGCAACAGUUUUCAAACACCCUGGAAAGCGUUUCCAUUGAAUACGAUUACAAUGAUGCAAUUCCUAUAGACCUAAAUGAAAUAGUUGGCACCACUUGUAACUUGGUUCAUCUAAAACUCGAUACCGCGCUCGUGUCAUUCAAGCUUGACCUCCUCCUCGACAAAACACCUUGCUUAAAAUCAUUAGGCCUCAAAAAAGCUCACGUCGAGAUUGAUUCAAUUACGUUCAGCAAUCCAAAGAGACACGCACUACAAUCAUUAAAAAUAUUUCGAUCACAGAUUGUAUCGGAUGUGCUUCGUUAUCUAUCAUUCCACUGUAGAGAGCUUAAUGUGUUGGACCUCGUAAACACAAAAGUAUUUGGCUCGAUUUCUUCAACAACAGGAUGUAAUUUUAUCGACAUGACCUAUACCCGUUUCAAGUCGUUACUCAUCCGAAAUACAGAAUUUAUUAUAAAAGAGAAUGAAGUGUGUAAUGAAAAUAUCGAUAUUACGGUCAUCACUCAUCCGGUUAAUGACAUGCCUCCAAAAGACGACAAUGAACCUUCAAAUUCUCCGGUUUCUAUUGGGCUCCCGCAUAUCAAGGCACGCUAUCACUGGUUCUACAGAGAGAGAAGUUGUACUAUGAAAGCAUUCUCCAAAUCGCAAGGUUCACGUGUUGGAAAGUUCUUUGCUGAAUUUGAGAGGAAGAAAGAGAACGCUCUAAAAACCAACUUUUACCUUGACCAAGUAAAUAAGAAAAAGGUCAAUUGGAAAAGGAAUUGUGUUUAUGGCUACACAAAGAUAAAAUGCGGUUAUGUAGCUGACUGUCAUAUUGAAGCCAAAUAAUCAUAAUAUCUAUUUGUAUAUAAUAAACUGUGUAUUUUAUUUUUGUC
Messenger RNA from Phycomyces blakesleeanus NRRL 1555(-), 1883 nucleotides. RefSeq lists its product as hypothetical. The transcript has a single exon. The record is from RefSeq and is a predicted model, not a curated record. Gene Ontology annotation, molecular function: protein binding. Lineage: Eukaryota; Fungi; Mucoromycota; Mucoromycetes; Mucorales; Phycomycetaceae. Bases 1 to 1836 code for a protein of 611 amino acids.